GCGGAGCUGGCGGAGAGGACGCGGCGGGCGGCGCUUCCUCCACCGCUCGGUUUCCAGUCCGCCGAGCUAGCCGAAUCCAGGUCUUCCAUUUCCGCCCGCCGGUCCGCUGGCCGCUGGAAGUAGCGAAGCCGAAGAAGUCGCGGCCGCCCCGCCGCCGGCGCGCGUCCUCCUCCCGCCCUUGCUUUUCCUCUGAUUCAGGCCCGCCGCCCCAAGCUUCGCUCUGCCGAGCCCGCAGCCCACGCCGCGGCCGACAUGAGCUUCUUGUUUGGUAGUCGCUCUUCUAAAACUUUUAAACCAAAGAAGAACAUACCAGAGGGGUCUCACCAGUAUGAGCUCUUAAAACAUGCAGAAGCCACACUGGGCAGUGGCAACCUGCGGAUGGCCGUUAUGCUUCCUGAGGGAGAGGAUCUGAAUGAGUGGGUUGCAGUUAACACUGUGGAUUUUUUCAAUCAAAUCAAUAUGCUUUAUGGAACUAUCACAGACUUCUGUACAGAGGAGAGCUGUCCGGUGAUGUCAGCUGGACCAAAAUAUGAGUAUCACUGGGCAGAUGGAACAAACAUAAAAAAGCCCAUCAAGUGUUCUGCACCGAAGUAUAUUGAUUACCUGAUGACAUGGGUUCAGGACCAGCUGGAUGAUGAGACAUUAUUUCCAUCAAAAAUUGGUGUUCCAUUCCCCAAGAAUUUCAUGUCAGUGGCAAAAACCAUACUCAAACGACUCUUCAGAGUCUACGCUCACAUUUAUCAUCAACAUUUUGACCCCGUGAUCCAGCUUCAGGAGGAAGCACAUCUCAAUACAUCUUUCAAGCACUUUAUUUUUUUUGUUCAGGAGUUCAACCUUAUUGACAGACGAGAGUUGGCACCACUGCAAGAGCUGAUUGAAAAACUCACCUCAAAGGACAGAUAGAGGAUGCAAAGCUGUGUACUCUUCUUCAGAUGGAGCUGCGUGCACACAGUGUCGUUGGCUUUGUUAUAUUUCACUUUUGUCUAGAGUGUUUCUGUUUUAGGUUUUAGGGCUUGCUUGGGUUCCCUUUUUUCUUCUGAAUAUAUAAAAUCAUAUUCUGUUGCUAGAGGAAGCUGAGAACCAUUUGAAAAGAGCAGAUUUUGUCUUAGUGGUAUCCAGUAUUUUUUUCUGUUUUAUUUUUAUGAACCUGGUUUUGGUUACUUGAGAAGUUUAUAUGAUAGUAUACGCUAGAAAUAGAUGCGAACUGACUGAAGUGCUGAUGGACUGGGCACUGUGUGUGCAGACUGUGGCCCACUUUGGAGUCCCUAAAAGACUUACGUGUUUUUAAGUGCCUUGAUAGGCUCACUUCUAAGGUGCAAAGCACAGAUAUAGGACUGAACAGAGCUUGAAACAAUAUUAGAAUUUCUAUCUAGGGCACUUACUUGUGCAUGUUAUAAAGUAAUCUGUUAUAAAAGCCAUAGUUUACUCAAAUUGUUGAUCUCCAGCUUUUACUAUGUUGAGAAAGACAUAAUUUGUAAAAUUGUGCAUGUAGAACAUAAAUAUAAAACAACAAAUUAUUUCUUAAUUAUUUUUGACAUAAUUUGUAAAGGUGUGCAUGUAGAACAUAAAUGUAAAACAACAAAAUUCUUAAUUAUUUUUGAUAUUGACUAAUAUAUUCUGUUCAACAGACGUUUAAAGUUCUACAAGCAGGUCUUUUCCCAUCUCUUAAUAUCUGUGAUAUUGAAAUAUGAAGAUGUUGAAAUGUAAUAGAUACUGCAUUUCAGCUUCUUUCUACAUAUAAGUGCACUGUAAGUGUAAAACUUCAGGUUAUAUAUAGAAUCGCCAUCUUCAUUAAGGAUGUUGAACUGUGAGGUUUCCUAGCAAUUGCCAAAUGAGCUGUAAGUGCAGAAUCCCUUUGUACUUCAAAGAGGAAAGGAAAGUGAGACCUGUCACAGCAGGCAUUAGUUUGGGAAAUUACAGAGGAUUAGUGUGGGAGUAAAAUUCUAGAAAGUCCUGUUUUAGAGCCCUGGGAUAGAUUGGUGUCUAUUACUUACAGUCUGGGGGACUUCCUUUUAGAGAUCAGCUUCCAUGAGAAGUUAAACAUAAGUAAUUAGUUUUAGGUACAGACGUUAAACAUGUAAUUUAACUAUUUGGGGAAAUAAUCCACUUUUUAGCAUUUCCAUUCAGUGAAUGGAGCUGGUAUUUGCCUGUCAUUUUAAAUGAUACACUACCUUGAUUAUUGGUGCAGUUUGAAGCAUCCUGACUCCUUAUUUUUCCACUGUGAGAAAUCUUUUUUCUUUGUAGUGAUAUGUCAGCUCAAGUCAAGUAGUGAAAAUGUCAGCUCAGUAGUUAAUAGCUUUUAAAUGUUGGCUGAGAUGACACCCUGUCAAAUGAUCAUUAUCAACUACAGGUUCAGCAGUUUGGUUUUAGAGUAAAUACUGAGGAUAGCUGCCCUUCAGUUUUGUUCUUGAGAAAUACUCUUUUAAGACUGAGUGUUAAUUUUAUCAGUUUGGAUAAAUCAGCCUCCCUCAAUUUUCCCUCUUUCUAGUUAGAGAUACACACUUUCAAACUUGUGAACUAGAAAUGCUUGCUGUGAAUUUGUAUACAAACACUUAGUGGAAGAGAGUUUAAAAUGAACAAGUGGACAAUGAUACAAUUAGAUGCCCUUGCAGUUAUGAUCACUAGGAACUGCCUUUUUCUCCAUUUGAUUUUUGUAAUGGCAAUUGCUUACCAUGUACUGAUCAUAGAAGGAACAAAAGAGCUU
Rattus norvegicus (Norway rat) is the source of this 2704-nucleotide messenger RNA. It is a transcript of the gene Mob1b, whose product is annotated as MOB kinase activator 1B. The coding region runs from base 253 to 903 and encodes 216 amino acids. NCBI's taxonomy places the organism in Eukaryota, Metazoa, Chordata, Mammalia, Rodentia, Muridae. The record is from RefSeq and is marked provisional. The transcript is spliced from 6 exons.